AUGCCCCUCUGUGGUGGGACGAGUAAGCCAGUUCAGCGCAAGAUCGUCAUCCUCGGAGACGGUGCCUGUGGAAAGACGUCUCUGUUGAAUGUGUUCACCCGUGGAUACUUCCCCCAGGUUUAUGAACCAACAGUCUUCGAGAAUUACAUUCACGAUAUUUUCAUCGAUGGCCAACAGUUGCAAUUGUCGCUUUGGGAUACUGCUGGACAGGAAGAGUUUGACCGGUUGCGCUCGCUGAGUUACAGCGAUACUCAUACCAUCAUUCUGUGUUUCUCCAUCGACUCUGCGGACUCUUUGGAAAACGUGGAGAACAAGUGGGUUGGAGAGAUUCUUGAGCACUGUGAUGGAGUCAAGCUGGUUUUGGUAGCUCUCAAGUGUGAUUUGCGUAAUGGUGAAGACAGUGCGAAUGACAUUGCCCAGGAUUACAACCAGAGGCCCAAGAGGCUCGUUAGCUACGAGGAGGGCCUGGCCGUGGCCAAGAAGAUUGGUGCGCUGAGGUAUCUAGAAUGUUCUGCCAUGAAGAACAGAGGAGUCAACGAGGUGUUCACCGAGGCCGCAAGAUGUGCGCUUUCGGCAAAGCCAAAAGGUGCGAGCUCUGCUGAAGAAGAGAGCGAGAGUCGUUGUACGAUAGUUUGA
Molecule: messenger RNA, 636 nt
Organism: Kuraishia capsulata CBS 1993
Lineage: Eukaryota; Fungi; Ascomycota; Pichiomycetes; Pichiales; Pichiaceae
Exons: 2
Coding region: 1-636 (211 amino acids)
Biological process (GO): small GTPase-mediated signal transduction
Molecular function (GO): GTPase activity; GTP binding
Source: RefSeq, a predicted model, not a curated record